AUGCGACAAAAAGAGGCUGAGGUACUGUAGGGGUACUGUAGAACUGCAAAAGCUAGGCUUAAGGAUUACGGUACCAAAAAAAAAACAUUAUUUCCCCAGGUAAACGUUAGACUAAAAGUUCGUCCACUCGGCUCAAAUUGGCGACAAGUUCGAAGAAUUGAAGAGCCGGAAGAAGCUCAGCAAGAAAUCAAAGAUCCAAAUAGCCCACUAGAUUGCAAUGUUUGGAAGACCAAACACUACAGAGAUGAGCCGAUAACUUGUGGAAUUCUAAAAAUGUGCAGUUGCCCCAAUUGCUAUCAUGUUGAUGGAACUCAAACUUCAGUGGAACUCGAGCCACCGGUUAUGAUUCGAGAAGUCAAAAGAGAACUCAAGAUCCAGAGAGCUGAACAUCAUCCGAAACCCAAGAUCAAAGUGCAAAAAAUUGUGAUCACACCACCGCCACCCGUAGAAUCGGCGACACCGGUUUCUGAAGUACAACUCGAGCCGGCGAUUUUCCAGGAGGAUGUGGUGUUGAAUCCAACACCACCAGCUCCGCCACCAAGUACAGCUGAUUCGCAGAGUAGUCAGCUGGGAAUGACGGUUGUGGCGGCGGUGUCAAGUAGAACUGUUGUGAAGGUGAAGAGCGAGAAGAAAACUUCUGAAACGUAAGAAAACCCAACCAUUCCUAAAUCUUCUUCUUAUUCUUUUCCAGCUCAAUAAUUCUCCCGGAAGUUUCCGAAUGCCACACAGCAAUUCCACUCACAGUCUCAUCGAUUUUGGAAAAUCGCGACUUCGAAAUUGAAAAUCACACGCAAGCCGCCUUGAUUGCCACCAACAUCGACAACAAUGUUUUUCACGAUGAUCCGAUGAGUUUUCGUAAAAUCUUCUACGAUUCCGAAUCGAACAUGUGGCUUUUGAUUGCUGUGAUUGUGAUGUCGAUUUUGGCGUAUCGUAGUUCAAUGGAUACUCAUGUUUGUUAUCAUGACUAG
Molecule: messenger RNA, 968 nt
Organism: Caenorhabditis angaria
Lineage: Eukaryota; Metazoa; Nematoda; Chromadorea; Rhabditida; Rhabditidae
Source: the annotation of a GenBank genome assembly